GGAUGGAUCGUGACUAUGGCCAUGGAUCCUGUGGGGGUCAAAGAUCCAUGGACUCCUACCUAAACCAGUCAUAUGGCAUGGACAGUCACAGUGGUGGUGGUGGGGGUAGCAGCAUAUGAGUGAUUUUGGAAGCAUUCAUAGACCUGGAAUUGUUGUUGACUAUCAAAACAAACCCACCAAUGUGACAGUUACUGCUGCAAGAGGAAUAAAGAGAAAAAUGAUGCAACCAUUUAAUAAGCCUGGUGGAACCUUUAUCAAGAAACCCAAGCUAGCAAAACCUGUGGAGAAGAUGAGCCUCAGCAAAUCACCCACAAAAACAGAUCCUAAAAAUGAAGAAGAAGAAAAGCGACGAAUUGAGGCUCGGCGAGAGAAACAAAGGCGCAGAAGAGAAAAAAACAGUGAGAAAUAUGGAGAUGGAUACAGAAUGGCAUUCACAUGUUCAUUUUGUAAAUUUCGAACAUUUGAAGAAAAAGAUAUUGAACUGCAUCUGGAAAGUUCUUCACACCAGGAAACAUUAGAUCAUAUUCAAAAACAAACCAAAUUCGAUAAAGUAGUUAUGGAAUUUUUGCAUGAAUGUAUGGUAAAUAAAUUCAAGAAAACAUCUAUUCGUAAGCAACAGACAAAUAAUCAAACAGAAGUAGUCAAAAUAAUUGAAAAAGAUGUCAUGGAAGGUGUUACUGCAGAUGAUCACAUGAUGAAAGUAGAGACUGUUCACUGCAGUGCUUGCAGUGUGUAUAUCCCUGCUUUACAUAGCUCAGUUCAGCAGCACUUAAAAUCUCCUGAUCAUAUCAAAGGGAAGCAGGCUUAUAAGGAACAAAUAAAAAGAGAGAGUGUCUUGACUGCUACAAGCAUUUUAAAUAAUCCAAUAGUGAAGGCGCGAUAUGAACGUUUUAUUAAGCUAAUUCAUUUUCAUUCUUUAGAUCUCCGUCGAGAUGUCAACUCUGAGCAAGUCCUCUCUGAUUCUCCUGAGGUUGAGUUGCUUGGACCUCAUUUGUGGUCCCAGCUCCUGAACUUGCCCCCCACAGCUUUGCUCCACUGCAUGGUAACUGCUGAUUCUCUUGUCCUGUAUGCAACUAUGCUUCGGAAGAAGGUCCUACGGAUACUUUCACAGGCUCUCAGAGUGAGUGACUCUGAUUCAACUCCCUCAAGCGACACCUACAUGGUCACCAUUUUGACCCAAGCUACCAUCAGUCCUCACCUGGAUUAG
This is a messenger RNA of Lagenorhynchus albirostris (white-beaked dolphin), 1207 nucleotides long. Its product is annotated as DBIRD complex subunit ZNF326-like. Gene Ontology annotation, cellular component: nucleus; DBIRD complex. The record is from RefSeq and is a predicted model, not a curated record. Bases 116 to 1207 code for a protein of 363 amino acids. Gene Ontology annotation, biological process: regulation of DNA-templated transcription elongation. Gene Ontology annotation, molecular function: DNA binding. The transcript is spliced from 9 exons. Lineage: Eukaryota; Metazoa; Chordata; Mammalia; Artiodactyla; Delphinidae.